Molecule: messenger RNA, 855 nt
Organism: Umbelopsis ramanniana AG
Lineage: Eukaryota; Fungi; Mucoromycota; Umbelopsidomycetes; Umbelopsidales; Umbelopsidaceae
Exons: 4
Coding region: 1-855 (284 amino acids)
Molecular function (GO): methyltransferase activity
Source: RefSeq, a predicted model, not a curated record
AUGCAAAGCACAUCAACUACACCGAAAAGCGAAGACUUGUCAUCGGACGGGAAUGAUAUCCAUUACAUCUUACCAAGCGAUGCUUCUGAGACUGAGCGUCUUCGUUUGAACCAUUCUAUGUGGAAGUAUGCGUUGGGAGGUUUGCAAACGGCACCAUUGCAUGAAGAUCUCGAAAGAGGAAUCAAGGUUCUAGACAUAGGAUGUGGCCCAGGCUGGUGGUCAAUUGACAUGGCAAAAAAGUAUCCAAACUCUCAGUUCAUAGGGAUCGAUAUAACCGCCAAUUUUCCUCUGGUUGAAGCACACGAUAAUAUUUCCUUCCAAGUCAUCAAUGCCGGAACAGGGCUGCCUUUUUCUGAUGGCGAAUUCGAUUAUGUUUUCCAACGCUUUCUGGUCAUGGGAUUCUCUGUGGAUCAGUAUCGUUUGGUAAUCAAGGAAAUCAAUCGAGUAUUGAAACCAGGAGGUACUAUUGAAAUUUUGGAAAUGGUUAGCAAAUACAACGAUGCUGGACCGUGGUUUCAGAAAAUCGGCAACUGGAUUGAGAAAGCUUUACAUCUGAGUGGCCUUGACCCUACUAUCGCUAUAAAACUUGCAGGCAUGCUACAAGAUGCAGGCUUUUCACAUGUUACUGAUAAAUUGAGACGAAUUCCAAUAGGUUCCUGGGGAGGAUCUCUGGGCGAGAUGUAUCUGGCUAUUCAAAAAUUGGCACUUCCUGCUGUAAUGACAAUGGUAAUCCAUUUGGGAGUGACCACAAAAGAAGCAUUCCGCGCUGUAAUGAACAAAGCUAUUGAGGAGUCAUCUGAACAUAAUACAUCUGGAGACUUUCAUAUUGUAUGUGCAAUUAAGCCCAUCUUUUGA